AGGCGCUUAAAUUAUCUCCACUUGCUGACUCGCUUCCACAUAAUUAUGGAAUCCUUACUGUCCAUUUUGAACCAAAACAUAGUUCACUGGCCUCAGCUUCCUGCUAAGUUGGAUGCCAAGAGAAUCUAUCUGUUGGUGUUCUUCAGUCAGUUCAAGGCAAUGAGCAGCCGCAAACGGAGCCAACCAGCAGAACUCAGCAGUUCAAUCUUCUAACUCCCCUCUACUGUUCAGUGGAGAUAUCAGUGGUGAGGAUGAACACGCCGAUGACAUGGUGAAGGAUUUUCUUAAUCUGUCUACCGAUGCUUCACACGCUAGCGAUGGUUUAGCUCACAGUGAGCAAAUAGAAUUGCAAAUAUUGUCUGAACAACUUGGCAUCGAGAUCACAGAUCACUGGGAAAGCCCUCGUUUGGAUGACAUAUGCUGGAGGUCCCAAGUCCCAUCUCUUUCACCAUCUUCUAACCGUGAUGACAAUGCUCAGCCUCGUUUGCAAACAACCUCAACCUCAUCUGCAAACAAGCGAAGAUUAAGAUGGACGGUGGAGCUCCAUGAGCGAUUUGUAGAUGCUGUGAACAAGCUUGAUGGGGCUGAGAAGGCAACUCCUAAGGCUGUACUGAGGCUCAUGAAUGUCGAAGGGCUGACUAUUUACCAUGUAAAGAGUCAUUUGCAGAAAUAUCGACUUGCUAAGUAUCUCCCAAAGACCACAGAAGACAAAAGGGCUUCCAUUUCAGAAGAUAAGAAAGAACCAUCAGUUAGUGAUGACACUGAUUUAGACAAGAUGAGGAGCAUUCAAGUCACAGAAGCUCUCAGGAUGCAAAUAGAGGUUCAAAAACUGCUGCAUGAACAACUCGAGGUCCAACGAGCACUUCAAUUACGCAUAGAGGAAAACGCAAGCUACUUGCAGAAAAUUCUUGAAGAACAGCAAAAAAGCAAGUCCCUUUAGUUCCUAGCAAAGGUCAAGUUCAGCAACACAGUAUAUGAUUCAGAAAGUGAUUCCAAAUCUGCCGGGAGCAAGUUCUGGAGAUCAGCAAGCUCGCCAUCUAAAAAUUAUCUUCUUGGUGUCUCAAUUGAUUUCUUCUACCUUUUCUGGAAUUUGGAUGGCCCUCAUCUCUUUCACAGAGGAACGAUCGGUGGAGACAAUUGGCGAUGUCUCGAAUCGGAUGAGGACAAAACAGGGCGAGGAGUGCCGUGUGUUGCCACCAUUGGUCAUUGGCCGAGAUGAUGAAGCUCAUGGCUCCAAUGGACAUUUCCAAUGAUUAAAUUUUUCAAUAAUUUGUUUUUACAGUGAUAAUAUAAAAAUGUAUUCUCUC
This is a messenger RNA of Zingiber officinale, 1307 nucleotides long. Its product is annotated as protein PHOSPHATE STARVATION RESPONSE 3-like. Gene Ontology annotation, molecular function: DNA-binding transcription factor activity; DNA binding. NCBI's taxonomy places the organism in Eukaryota, Viridiplantae, Streptophyta, Magnoliopsida, Zingiberales, Zingiberaceae. The transcript has 8 exons. The record is from RefSeq and is a predicted model, not a curated record. The coding region runs from base 269 to 940 and encodes 223 amino acids.